AGAUGAAGGUCUGCCCGUGAUAAUUAUCCUAAUGUAGCGAAUGACUGUGGAUAGACAACAUGCAGCUGCGGCGUGUCUGUGGCUCAUCGGCGUGGGUGGGAAGUGACAUUCCUCGCAGGAGGGGACGGCGUGCUUUUAGAUGCUGCGGCUGCAUCGCUCUCAUCUGCGUGAGCCAGAUAAAAGAGCCUUCUUCGUUGUAAAUGAACCUGUUGAAUUCUUUCACUGGAUUUCUGGUCUGAGUUUGGAAGCUUGGCAGUCGAGGAGAAUGAAUCUCUGCUUACGGGGAAUAUGCUGUGUUUCAUGUCAUGUAUCCCAUGAGUCUGAAAUGUUUUGGCAUCAGUGCCAGGAUCUGACAGUGUGGCAUCGCAGGUUUCUCCCGCCGGGCCUCGGUUGCUGAUCAUGUGUAACACAUUCAACUGUUAACUCGACCUCAGAGUUUGACGUGACGUGGAGGAGAGAUGCAAGGAGCGACUCCAGGCUCCUUCCAAGCUGAUACCCAGUUUAAGAAUGAACCUCAUCCUCCAGCAUCCUCCUUCAGCUCCGGUCUGACCACGACCGCAUCGGCCAAGAGAAUCACUUUCUACAAAAGCGGCGACUCCCAGUUCAAAGGCGUCAAGAUGGCCAUCCACAAACGCAGCUUCAAAUGCUUUGAUGCAUUACUAGAUGACCUUUCCCAAAAGGUUCCUCUGCCUUUUGGUGUGCGUACCAUCACGACCCCCCGGGGCACCCGCAGCAUUAAACAUUUAGAGCAGUUAGACGACGGAGGCUGUUACCUGUGCUCCGACCGCUGCUACGUGAAGCCAAUCAACAUGGAAGCUGCGGGGAAGAGGCCGACAGUCUGGUACCACAGUCAUCCUCCCAACGCUCGCAGGAAACCCUCCCGACCCGAGGACGCCCCCUCUGGACACCAGCAUCGUCACCCAAAAAGGAUCGUACUGGUGAAGAACACUGAUCCUGCGGUGAGACGUUCCGUCCUUUUGAGCAGAAGAACCGCACGCAGUCUGCGUGUCUUCAUGGACGAGAUUUCCGAGCUCAUGCAAUGUAAUGUUAAGAAACUUUACACACUGGAGGGAUGCAAGAUUGACAGUAUUCAGAGUCUAAUGCAGUGCCCCAGUGUGUUGGUGUGUGCAGGUCGAGAACCCUUCAGACCUCUGCUCGUGGAGAAUUUAAGGACGCUCUCGGACGAAAGACUCCCUGGAAUGGGCACAAGGUCUCGGUCCAGCGUCUGCAGUGAAGGCCACGAAAACAAAAAGAAUGUUAACUUUGGCCUGGAGACAAAGAAAAGCAUCAUCCAUCCCAGAUCCGACUCCAGUAAUAGGUCGACAAGAUUCUCUCUUUCUUCAGAGAAGUCCUACCAGAAUGGAUUAUGCAUGACGCCUGGACAGUUGGCCUGCGUCAGCACCUGCCCCUACGUUAAAGAAAUGUCAGUGAACGAUGACAUUGAAAAGAGAGUGCUUGUUAACAAAGACGGCAGUCUUUCUGUCGAGAUGAGAGUUCGUUUUCGGCUCUUCAGCGACGAGACACUCCAGUGGUCCACUGAGAUCAAAAAGUCAUCGACCAAACUGACCGACAGCGGCUCUGCGAACGAAACCACCCAACGUUAUCUUCCAGCUAAAGCUGAAUGUUCAGAGCCAGACUCCAACUCUCCAUCCGAGACUGAGGAGGCGUUCGCGACAAAACUCCAUAAGAAGCAUCUUGAGGAAUCACUACGUCAAAACUGUUGCAACCACUGCCAAGAGUAUGACAUUUGGAAGAACCCCAUGCACAAAGACCCAGGGGUCUGCAAAUCACUGAGUUCCAGUGGAUCGUCUCAGAAAAUCAGGUGUAAAAAGACGUCGCUGGAUAGUACGCAUGCAAUUUCUCGUUCCAGUGAGGAGUACACCGAGCACGUGGUGGAAAAGGCAUCAUGCUUUCAGCAGACCGUGGAAGAAGAAGAGACGAGAGUCGAGUACUGCGCGAGAAGUCGUUGCUGCAGUCGCGGUGAAGUAUUAGCUUCGAAGAGUAGGAGGUUGUGUAAGGAUGGCUGUGAGAGUUGCGCUAAAAAUAAAUGUUGUUAUAGUGACAUCAGAGAACCUGGCACUGAGCUGUCUCCAGCACAGCAUUAUGAGGUUACUGAAGAGCGGGCGAUCUCAGCGGUCAGCAACUCAUCCAAAGUGCUUGAGUGUUUGAAGGACGAUCAGGAUGAUGAAUACGAUGACCUACCUCCAAGCAUCUCGAGAGCUUCGAACUGGUCUCAGAGUGACCAUGUUGAAGGUGAUGUUCAGUCCAAAUGCAUCCAUUGUUGUGGCUGUCAGACGUCACCAAGAUCUCAUUUAUCCCCCAGACCUCCUAGUAAAGUAUCAAGCGGUGCUGUUCGCUCUUUACGAUCCAAAAAAUACAAAACCACGUUAGCUGAGACAGACGGGCUGGUGAAUCAGGCAGCGAGGACAACAUCCGCAAUCUCGAACGUGUCCUCCAGAUCCCCCGCUUGUAUCUCAAGUUCACCUGCAUCUAUUGGGCAGCGCCGGGCUAAGAGGGGAGCUAGAAGUAUAAUUUCCAGACACAGCCGAGUGUCCUGUAAAUCUGAAGGCCAAAUAAAAACCCCUACUGCAUCAGAUGCUCUGGAGAUAUGUGAGGAUGGAAAAGUGCAAGAAAAUGGAUAUAUAAGUGCCAUGCCAGUAAAGUCAAGUGUAUGUUUGUGGUGUGGUGAAUCAAAAGGACUAAGGAAUCCAAAGAAGACAGAAUCACAGAAUGCAGAGAAAGAUGGUUCUUUCACAAGUAAAGAUCCUCAGGAAAACUGUAAAGCUAUUAAUAAUUAUAAAUCAGAUAGGGAACGUUCUGAGACUGCACAGUCUAAGCAUUCAGAUGCCUCUGCUGCCUCAAACAACUCAAAACUAUCAAACCACAUCGGUCAUGAAAAGUGUCCUGAAGCAGAAACCUCUGAAGAAAGAGCCAAGAGUGGCAUGUCAACAAAAUCUGGAUCUGCAGAGUCGACCAAAUCAAAGACAAACUGCAUCAUUGUAGAUCGAGAACCAACACCGACAUGUCUGUCAGAAGCAAAAUCAGAUAGUGCCACGUCCAAUAAAUCAAACCCGUCCUUUGAACAUCGACCCCUUGCAUCAGAAGAGAACAAGAGCUUUGUCAAAAUGUGUUGUAAGCUUUUAGAGACAAAAGCCACUGAAGACUCUAGUUCUGCUGAUAUUCAAAGUGACAAUGAAGAGGGAUCAUGUAAAACUCCUCUGAAGUCAAAUGCAUCAUCAAAACAUUCAUACAUGCAGAAAAAAGACAGCAAUGGCAGCCUUUCUACCACUGAAUCGAAUGAGAGAGUGCCUAGUGAAAUGUCAAACACUUCUAGUGCAUCUUGUAAGUCUGACAAAUCAAGCCACAACCUUCCAGAAACCACUGUUACCUCCAUACCUGAAAAAGCAGAUGACUGUGAAACUCCUAUAAUUGUGUCAAAGAACGCCACCUGCGCAAUGUCUCACACCUCCAUCAAAAUAACAACCCCUGAUGCACCUGCGUCCCAAGAGAUGAAAGCAGAAGAAGAUGACAAAGACAUGACACAGAAUGCCUUGACUGUGACCUCUCCAUCACCUCGAAGGUCUCCGUCCCCAAGUAGAUCAAAAUCAACCAAGACUAAAGUUAAGCAGGGUAACAGCAGAGAAACAAGUGGAAUGUCAUUCAACUCCAAAGUCUCCUCACGUUCACAAAAAUCCAGUAAAUGUCAUUGUCACAGCUCCACGGGUAGUCAUUUAGGAGAGUCCAAGACCCAAAGAGAGGGUGUCGAAGAUGAAUCCGAAAGAGUUUUGAGUAGAUCGUCUGGAAAAUCACAUCUGUCAGCUCAAUCAAACGUAAAUAAUGUGAAGUCUUUAUGCAGCCAGUUUGAUGAGCCUUUGAGCCCAACGUCCACAGCAUCUGUCUCUCUUGGACUGCCUGAAGAACACAAGUGUGAUGACUUUGAAGAACAGUCUACCAAUGACAUCACAGAGGAUGCUGGAUGUAAGUUAGAGGUUGUAAACUAUCUGGAUGUUGAGGAAAGGCCAAAGACUGCGAUAUCUGUGAGCUCUCAAAUAUCAAAAAAGACUGAUUACAGUACGUGCAAGACUCCUUUGCAAACCCUCUCACCCGUCUCAGCCGAAAAAGUGAAGUCAGCAGAUAUGAAGACGAGCAACAACAUCAGAUCCUCCUCCGCUUUAUCAGCAUCAUCUUCGCGUAGCAAGUCACCGGGAAGUACUAAAACCGCAACUGUGAAAGAACAUGACACCACCCGAGCGGAAAUGACUGAAACCGACAAAGCAUCCAACAAACAAUCCUCAAAACAUCACAGUGAAAGAUCCUCUGGACAGACUACAACAGCACGUGAUUGUUUAGCUUCUUUAAAAGCUUCUGAAUGUUCAGAGAAGUCCAAAAAAGAGACAUCUAAACAUUCUUCAAAAAACAAUGACCUCAUCUGUGAUGAAGACAAUAAUGGCAGCCUUAAAACAUCCAAAUCCGACAAGAGAUCUGUGAAAGAAGACACAUCCAAGCCAAAUUCAGUAGUGAUGUCUGACAUUUCCCAAAAGUGUACAAGUCUGCCACAAGAAAAUCAAAACAAACAGAAAGCAUCAAUCAUAAAUCCUGAUUCAAGCAACGUCGUUUUAUCAAAAGCUCUUUCAGCAGCUGACCUGUUAAGAGAAAUCAUUGCCAAUGCAAGACCAGUGAGUAGAGAAUCAAAGUCAAUCGCCUCCAGCAAAAACAUCGACAAGGUCGAGAAGAUAAAGGAGAGUAAAAGUGAAAAAAGGAGCAGGAGCAAACACAGGAAAGUCAGCAAUGCAUCAGAGCACAACAAUGAGGAACCAGAUUCCAUCAUGCCAUCAUACCUGCCGAACGCUUCCACAACAAAUGUUGUCAAUGACUGGCUUAUGAACAAUCCAAUUGACGGCUCUGCUUAUGAAAUGGACGUGGAAUUCACAGAAAAUACUGAGAUUCAAGGUGAGGAAGAAGCUUCGGGGGACAAAAGUGAAGCACCUGGAAACAUAACCGAAGUUGAGGAACCUCAUGAGGAGGAAAUUCAGAUGGAGAAUAACAUCACACAGUCGUGUGAUGAACGACCUCAGGUUGAAUCAAGUGAAUUGGACAAACAGUGUCCUUCUUCUGUUCAGGUCAUGAAAGUUUUACUGGGUCCGAAACUAGACAGAUGCAGAAGUUUACCUGAGGUUUCACCUGUGUAUGGAAGAAAGCUGAGCCGGUCAGCACAGGGGUUGCUUGACUGCCUUGCAAAUUUACAACUGAUUGAGUCAGACCCUAGAAAUGAAAAACAUCCUAAAAACCAUGAAGUCAUGACCAUCUUACAAUCGCUUUGGCUCCAGGAGCCUUCUGAUGAUGAACCAACUAAUCAAACCAAGAGAGAACAUCAGUCAGGAGAAGAUGAAUUCAACCUGCAGUCUUCAUCUGGAGUUGAUGUAAGCAGUGGCUCCACGGGGUCUGUUAAAGGUACCAUGAGUGGCGUGGUAGAAAAAUCUGAGACAGCACAUGGUAAAAUAUCACCAAUUCCAGAACAGGAGGCUUUGAAUAAAGAUAAAGAUGAGGCUUUGAUGGAGAAUGGGAACACACCUGCCACAUGUGAAGAGACAUCCAACAUCUCAGAUCCAACAACUCCAGACAUUGCAGAGCAAGUCCAAGGGAGUCCAGAGAACAAAGAUGUCAAAGACAGUCAAGAAAAUACUGCUGUUGAAGAUGAUCAGAGCGUUGAGAAUAAAGAUGAAUCAGAUCAAACACAGCAGACAUCUUCGAACAAAAGCUCAGGGAAUGACAUGACAGAAAACAAAAGCUCGGGAACUCCACCAUCUCUUCAAAGAGCUCCGCUUGCUAAAAGAAUCUCACAAGACCCGGAUCCCGUCUGGGUGCUGAACUUACUAAAAAAACUAGAGAAGCAGUUUAUGUUACAUUAUGUGGACGCAAUGGCCGAGUUCAAAGUGAAGUGGGAUUUGGAUGACAAUGAGAUGCUCAACGCAAUGAUCAGUGAACUGAAAGAAGAAGUACAUAAACGCAUUCAAUCGAGCAUCACUCAAGAGCUGCAAAAAAUCCAGAGUAGAGCCGGCAGGGGUCCGAGACCUCCUGGAAAUGCUCUGUCAAGAGAGUCCACCAUCCAAACUGAACAGAGACGCAGACGUCUUCGGGUGAUGCGCAACAAGUCUAUCACUUUCUCAAGGAGUGAGGACAUUUUCACAGCGUCUGGCACGGAAAAUAGCGAUCAACGGAGCGAUGACGAAUACUGCCCGUGUGAUGCAUGCAUGAAGAGGAAGAUGGCAUCCAGAGUGGCCCAACGGGCUGAGGUUUUGAGCUUGGCGCCUGUCAUGAUGGAAUUUGAUUUGAGAAAAAUACUGCAGAUGAAAAAGGCUCCAGUCAAACCUCCAGAACGGAAGGUAAAAGAUCAAAACACGGCCAAAGGGACCGGCAGAGGUCAAGAUAACAACUUAGAGGUGCUUCAUGAAGAAGUGGAGAAAGGGAAUAAUGACGUCAGACACUGUAGCAAUGCAGACGUAGACAACGAAGAGGCCAACGACAAAGGUAACGGUCAGGAUGUUUGUGAAGACCAUGAGACAAAAGAUGAAAAAUGUGAUGAGAAUGAUGGUGAAAAAGUGGAAGAAAAGAAAGCCGUAAGUGUUCAGGAGGAUGCUGAAAAAGAUGUAAAUGCAACAGAAGAUGAUGAUGAGAAGAAUGUUGAAGACAUUGCUGAGGUUGUAAAUGUGGAAAAUGCUGUGGAUGCUGAGGACGACAAAGACGUUGAGAAAAACAUGGAAACAACAGAGAAGACAACAGAAACUGAUGAGGAAACAAAAUCACAUGAGGAGGACAAACCUAUAAAGGAUGAGGCUGAAGAAACCAAAAAUUGGGAGGACCAACCUACAACAGAUUGUGAAUCUAAGUCAAAUAAAGGUGAUCUUUCUAAAAGUAAUGACGAUGAAAAAGAACAACAAAAUGAGAUGAACGAUGAUGGAAACCAGACUAAAUCUCCAGAGGAUGAAGUUGAAAAAGAUAAAGAAGAGGAUGAGGACCAACCCAUGACAUCAAGAGUAAUCGUCCAGGCUGAGGUCAGACAAGACCUAGAAAAUGAAAACGACAAACAUGAUUCUACUGAGGAAGCUUUUACUGAAGAUACAGAGAAAGACAAAUCUGCUGAAGGCAGUGGUGUUGAUUCUGAAAGAACAUCAAUGGAAUCCCAACUGGGAUCGGUGGAGAACCAUACGAAUCAGCAAGCUAAACUGCAUGAUCUUCAAAGUUUCAUGGAGAGCGUUGAAAGUCAAGGAGACAGUGUGGUUGUGAUCACCGAACAACCACCGUACAAAGAGAGCGACGAGUUACAUGGACGAGAUAACCAGAAAGACAUUAGCAAUGGGGUGAUGGAAUGGCAGAUUUCACCUAAGAUAAGAAACAAGACCUAUAGACGAAAGAAACUAAAGGACAGUGAUGAAAUUCUGAUGAAUGGAAAAUGAGUUUUAACAUCUCAUUUGAUGAUCUCUCAUGUGGAGCACUUUACCUUUGAUUGCUAAUGUUUCUUAAGACUGGACUUCAAUGUUUGGCGAGCUUGAAUUUAUAAUCUACUGCUGUGAGAAGAUUUUAAAGACAUUUCUUUAAAACAUAGUUCAAAGGUUAUUGUAUAUUUUUGAGUUGUUUCAACCCACCGUUGGGUGAAAUAUGAACAAAGCCAACCGUCGGGUUAAAAUGUCUUGGUUUGACCCAUCCAAGGCUUAAAACAACCCAACAUUUUUACGUCAGUGUUCUUCAGGUAAUAAAACUCAUUGUACUGAUAAAUGUUGAAAUCUCAGGGUGCUGAAAGAUAUUAUAUGCUGUAUUCACCCAAACCUCAACUAAGGUUAGUAUUGCUACAUUACAGCUACAAAUAGUUGACAUGCAUUAUUAUAAUAAGAAAACAAACGAUGUAAUGAUAUAAUAAAAAUAGGUUAAAUAAUGAGGUAUUGUCCUCAUUAACAGUGAAUUCAACAGGGGUUUCUAUAACUGUGGACGUCAGUAUGUUGUAAAGUCACAUGAUGUGUUGGUGCUGAUUGCUAUUGUAUCUUUAAAACAUAUCGCCAUGUCUGGUUUGUAAAAUAUUCUUGACCGAUGGUUGCUUUGUGUUGCUGUUUUUAACUGGAACGUUGAAUAAAUGCUCAACUCUGA
Molecule: messenger RNA, 8139 nt
Organism: Triplophysa rosa
Lineage: Eukaryota; Metazoa; Chordata; Actinopteri; Cypriniformes; Nemacheilidae
Gene: rp1l1a
Product: rp1 like 1a
Exons: 5
Coding region: 459-7454 (2331 amino acids)
Biological process (GO): axoneme assembly; intracellular signal transduction; retina development in camera-type eye
Cellular component (GO): axoneme
Source: RefSeq, a predicted model, not a curated record